This is a messenger RNA of Capsaspora owczarzaki ATCC 30864, 800 nucleotides long. Its product is annotated as ebpl protein. Gene Ontology annotation, cellular component: membrane; endoplasmic reticulum. Lineage: Eukaryota; Filasterea; Ministeriida; Capsasporidae. Gene Ontology annotation, biological process: sterol metabolic process. Bases 21 to 653 code for a protein of 210 amino acids. Gene Ontology annotation, molecular function: cholestenol delta-isomerase activity. The record is from RefSeq and is a predicted model, not a curated record. The transcript is spliced from 4 exons.
AGCGGUUGCACUCCACCACCAUGUUUGAGGAACACGCCGUCACGAUCGGGUCGCUGGUUUCGACGGUCGCCAUUCUGGUCGUCGCCUGGCUACUCGCCCGCCGAUUCGCCUCGCACAUGCCGCGCGUCGAGUUCUACGUGUUUCUGUGGCUGGCGUACGACGCACUCAUCCACACCAUCCUGGAAGGAUCGUUCGUGUUCAUGUCUCUGCGCAGCACUGUCAAGGAGCACGACAAUGCGUUUGCUUCAUUGUGGAAAGAGUACAGCAAAGCGGACGCUCGCUGGCUCGUCUCCGACCCGACGGUGGUUUCGCUCGAGAUUCUGACCGUCUUUUUCGACACGUUCUUGUGCGUGGUCAUCAUGUGGGCGAUGGUAUACAACAAGCCAUACCGGCAUUAUCUGCAAGUCGUUUUGUGUGUGUGCGAGCUUUAUGGCGGUUGGAUGACUUUCUGCCCAGAAUGGCUCGUUGGCUCCCCUGCGUUGAACACCUCCAACCCGCUUCAUCUCUGGGUGUACCUGUUCUUCUUCAAUAUGGUCUGGGUGGUAGUCCCGUUGGCCUUGAUGUGGCAGUCGUGGAACUUUUUGAACAAUGCCGUGCUUGCAGGCACCGGCAAUCCCAGUCAGUCCACUCGGUCUCGCAAGAAGCUGCAGUGAGCAUUUCCGUCCCCUCGUUUGGAGCAUUGUGCUGCGAGAACAGAAGUUUGCCAUUUGUUCAAACGGGAAUUUCCGGUGAGCUUUGCAUGAACGUGCUCCGAAAUACAAAACGCCCACAGCGUCAAGAAUAAAAUAUUUCAGAAACAA